AUGGGAAGGCAACAGAAGAGAAGAGACCAAGGAUCUUCUUCUCUUCCUCCGCAGCUUCCUCCCUCCUCCGAAGCCCUAGCGUCGGCCAUCAUAGUUCGAUCAGCAUUAGUGUAUCUAACAAGCAACGCUGCUGUGAUCUCUUCAAUGAAACGACGUGUUAAAAGUAAGAGUAAACGAGGUGUUGUGAAGGAGGACAGACUUACUCAACUUCCUGAAGCUCUGAUUGUGCAAAUACUGUCUCUACUUCCAACAAAAGAUGCCGUAGCCACUACUGCUCUGUCUAAACAGUGGCAGUCUCACUGGAAGAAGGUACCUGUCCUCAUGUUUGAUUCUUGCGAUCACAAACGUAAGCUCGGGACAUUUUCAAAGGAUGUUUGCAAAUCUCUGCUAUCACAUAAAGCUCCAGUGCUACUAAGUUUGCAUCUUGAAGUUGAUUUGGAUACAUGUACUGCCAUGGAUAUUGGGAUAUUGCUUGGAAUCGCAUUCGGACGCGAUGUGCGUAAGCUCUUACUUGACGUGUACCCCAAGAUUAGGAGGAAGAAUACUAGGCCAUUCAGUUUCCCUCCAACCUUGUUGUAUACAUGUCAAACACUAGAGACCUUGAUACUUAGGUUUCAUGCCCUUGUCGAUGUAUCUUCUCAGAUUUGUCUCAAGUCCCUCAAGACUCUGCAUCUUGAUUAUAUGUAUUACAAAGACGACAAAUCAGUGCGUAACCUGUUAUCUGGAUGCCCUUGUCUUGAAACUUUGGUCGUGAGACGAGCUGCUUGUGGCGAUGGUAUCAAAUCUUUCGCUAUUGAGGUGCCAUCUUUGCAGAGUCUAUCAGUUCAUGAUGAAAAUGACGGAGUAGACCACUGGGAAUACGUGAUUAAUGCUCCUUCAUUGAAAUCCUUGCACGUUGAUUUGGAGAAGGGUCCUGAAGUUUGUCUAAGUGAGUCUUCUCUAAAGCUAGUAGAGGCGAAAAUUUCAUGUGAAACAAUCAGUGAGAAACUUUUGGGAUCACUAACUUCAGUAAAAAUGCUUUCUUUGCUCUUUUGGUCACCCUUGGAGUAUCCUACUGGUAGUAUCUUCUAUCGGUUGGUAGAUUUGGAGAUAUACACAGGUAAACCGGCAUGGUGGAAUCUACUUAUGUUCAUGCUCGAUACUUCACCUACAUUACGAGUCCUCAAGCUCCUCAUUGAUCAAUGGCAUAAGGUUGGAGAUCAUGUGGUCUGUGAGAAAUGGAAUCAACCAAAGACUGUUCCUGAAUGUUUGUUGCUCCAUCUCGAGAUAUUUGUGUGGGAAGGCUACCAAGGGAAACGCAAAGAAGAGAAAGAGGUAGCGAAAUAUAUACUAAGGAACACAAGUCGUUUGAAAAAGGUAACGUUCUCCAAAACAAAUUGUAGUUCGGAAGAGAGACUUGAGAUGCUAAAAGAGUUGGAAAGAGUAGUCAAGACUUCGGAUUCAUGUCAGUUUGAGUUUAAAUGA
Camelina sativa (false flax) is the source of this 1464-nucleotide messenger RNA. NCBI's taxonomy places the organism in Eukaryota, Viridiplantae, Streptophyta, Magnoliopsida, Brassicales, Brassicaceae. The record is from RefSeq and is a predicted model, not a curated record.